UUACGCUUUAAGCAAGCAGAAUGUCAGGAUUUAAUUUUGGAGGUGGGGGUGGUUCUAGUGGCUUUAGCUUCGGGACACCUGCUCAGGCAGCAACAACAACAGCGGCUGCUGUUGCACCAAGCAGUGGUUUCAGCUUCAGUUCACCUGCUACAAGUUCAUCUGGAGGAAGCUCAGGAUUCAGUUUUGGCAAACCAGCAACCUCUGCUGCACCACUGGGAGGAGGAUUUAGCUUUAGCCAUCCUGCUGCUCCUGCUACAGCAAGUGCUGCACCCAUGGGAAGUUCUUUUUUCAGUAAUCCAGCCAGUACAGCUUCUGGUGGCAGCCUACUAGGAAAUCCUCCAGCAGCCUCAACAGCUGGGAGUGGAUUUAGUUUCAGUAGUGGAAGCAACUUCAGCUUCACACCCACUUCAACACCUGCUAAUACCGGAGGUCUUGGAACAGCAGCUCCUGGACUCGGAACAGCAGCUCCUGGACUCGGAACAGCAGCUUCCGGACUUGGAACAACAGCUCCUGGACUUGGAACAGCAGCUCCCGGACUUGGAACAGUAGCUUCCGGACUUGGAACAGCAGCUUCUGGACUUGGAACAGCAGCUUCCGGACUUGGAACAACAGCUCCUGGGCUUGGAACAACAGCUCCUGGACUUGGAACAGCAGCUCCUGGACUUGGAGCAGCAGCUCCUGGACUUGGAGCAGCAGCUCCUGGACUUGGAGCAGCAGCUCCUGCACUUGGAGCAGCAGUUCCUGCACUUGGAACAGCAACUCCUGGACUUGGAACAGCAACUUCUUCUGGAGGAUCUUCAGGGUUUUCUUUCUCUCUUCCAAGUUCUACACCAGCAUCACAGCCUACAUUGCAGGCUGCAACAUCUUCAGCUUCAACAUUGUUUUCCCUUACAGCUAAACCGGCAGCAACAGGAGGAGGUCUUACUGUUGGUGCAAAGUCUUAUCCUAACACUACAGGAGGAAUGCCAUCACUCUUAUCAACAUUAAGCUCUUCAACAACUGCUACAAGUGCAACAGCUACUGGGCUCGGUCAAGCUCUAAGUGUUACAACAGCACCUGCACCAAGUCUGCCAGCAGCCUCUGGUGCCACAACAGGUGGAAUUUUUAACAGUGGAGUUGCAGCACCUGCUCCAGUCACAGCUGCUGCCACACCAUCUAUCUUGGGCAUGAAACUGGCAGGAAACACCACAACUUCAACGUUUGGUGCAGUUCCAGCUCUUGGUUCAUCCCCUCUCCUUGCUAAGCCUGCUUCCUCUGCACCCUCACUAACCUCUGGCUUCCCUCUUACCACAACAUCAACAGCAACAUCUAGUGUGCCGGCAUCAACUCCUGCAUUGGCUACUCUUACAACAGCUACUAGCACAAGCAGUGCAUCUAUCACAGCAGCACCAGCAGCUGCUACUCCCACACUCAGUGUAAGAGGAUUAGAAGAAAAGGUAAACAAGUGGGUAUCUGAGAUGCGAGAACAGGAGGAGCGACUGAUGAGGCAGGCUGCACAUGUCAAUGCUUGGGACCAGCUUCUCCAGAAAGGGCAUGACCAGGUUCAGCAGCUUCGUGACACCCUUAACACUGUGGAGGUGGAUCAGCAGAGACUACAAGCAGAGUUAGAUUUCAUUCAGGGUCAGCAGCAAGAAUUAGAGCAGCUGAUUGAACCUUUAGAAUCUGCUGCAUCAACUACAUCCCCAGCACAGCACCAGGGUGAUCGUCAGAGGGAGAACAUGUAUCACAUUGCGCAAGACGAAGUACCCAGAACCAAUGCAUAUCCCGACGCCGCUGCUCCUGUCACGCCCUUACCCAAUCUAAUCCACGGGUAUUACGUCUUUAUUCGGAGCCGGAGUCUGAACAAGCACUAG
Molecule: messenger RNA, 1853 nt
Organism: Penaeus vannamei (Pacific white shrimp)
Lineage: Eukaryota; Metazoa; Arthropoda; Malacostraca; Decapoda; Penaeidae
Source: RefSeq, a predicted model, not a curated record